This is a messenger RNA of Strongyloides ratti, 873 nucleotides long. RefSeq lists its product as hypothetical. The transcript is spliced from 2 exons. The coding region runs from base 1 to 873 and encodes 290 amino acids. NCBI's taxonomy places the organism in Eukaryota, Metazoa, Nematoda, Chromadorea, Rhabditida, Strongyloididae. The record is from RefSeq and is a predicted model, not a curated record.
AUGUUUUGUUUUUGUCGCUUUUUAUUUAAAGGAUGUUUUAAUAAUGAUGAUAACGAUGAUGAGUAUGAUGCCUCAGAACACACUCAUAGAAGACAUAUUCCAGGUUCUUUCGGUGAAGGUUUUUUUUGGAGAACACAAAAUCCAUUUAAUAUUGGAGGAAGAAUAGGACCAAGAGUAUCACAUUUACGUGCAAAUCUUUACCCAACACCAGAUCUUUUACCACCGAAAUAUGAGGAUGCCAUUAAAAUACCAACUUCUGAACCACCACCAGUAUAUUCAGAGAAUGGAUCAUCAGAAGUUACAUUACAACCACCAUCAUAUGAAAAUUCAAUAACACCAUUUCCACCACAAAUACCAACGGGUAGUAAUAAUAAUGUUAGAAGAGAACUUCGUAUACCAGAAGUAUCUGUAACAACUUCUUCUCAACCAUUUCCUUCACAAUUUCAAAUAAUUUAUAACAAUAAUACUUUAAAUAGACAAUUAGAUAAUAAUAGUGAACGGGUAAGAUGUAACUCAAUACCAGGAACAUACAAUACAGGUACUGGUGGUACUGUUAUGUACUUGCAAUAUUCUGGAAUUGAUAAUGAUGAAUUACCAGGUUCUGUAAAUAAUGAUUUAGAAAGAAAUAAAAUACUAAAUAAUGAAGGAGAAAGAAUAAUAACAAGAGUUAACAUUGAAACUCUAUCACCUAAAUUAAUAAAACAAAAAUCUAAUUCAACAGAUUCAAUAAAUGAAAGAAAAAAUCAAAGUGCUUGGAAAGUACGUUUACCAAACUCUGCAAGGUACCCUAGAAAUAGUAGUAGUAAAAUUAAAAAUACACAAAAUAAUCAACCUGAACAAUUAAAUAUUUUAACAAUUUCUACUUUAAAUUAA